GGGGGUCCCGACUUCCCCAUGCGAUCAUGAGCAGUAAUGCAUGAAAUACAGUCAAAGAAGUCCGGGUUGUGUGCCUUGCCAGUUGCUGCACGACAGGGUUGUUGUACCAUUAGAACAGCCUAUCCCAGACAUGAUUUGCCUCAUGCGUGUCGAGUGUGCCUAACAAAUAUGGUCGUGUGAGAUCCGAGGCGCCAAAACUAGCUUCUUAUCCUGUUGAUUUGCCACCUCCAAAAAGCAUUGGAGCCGUCUUGCCGUCUCUGCUCGGAUCCCCAGCUGGUGAUGGGCGCCCCUCUUCUCUUGUGGGACAACUUUUGUUGGCCCAAUGCAAGCCUUUAGAUUUUUUUGUCCUUAUCGAUAAGUAAUUUUUUCUGUAUCUGUUCUUCCCCUUCCAUAUCGGAUUUUGGUACCCUUGCGAGUCCCCAUCAACACGUCGAUAUGCGCCGCAAAAAGCUACGCGUAGUCAACGUCCGCGCCAGGCGUCCGCUUGAGCGGAAAUGGCCACCCAACCGACAGAUCUUGCUGGAAUCAUUCCUCGACUACACCUUGCCGUUCGCGACCGUUGACCACUCCCCGACCAAGAGAAUAUGCGACCGUCGCGCCGCUUUCGAUGCCAAAUCCCAGAUUGCGUGUCCCAUAUCGAUGAGUGAGGAUCGCCACGUUGCGCUUAGUCAUUUGGAACCUCUAGAUCCCAAGGCUAUGUUCGUUGCUACGACCGACAAGACGACCAACCUUGCGCACGGAAGCUCUGCAACUGUGUUUGAGAAUAAGAAGUUACCUGAGAUUGAAAGCAGUGUCGUGCCGCCAGCCAGAGAUAGAACUGUCACAAUUGAGGCACGAAAGGACGGUGAUAUUAACCACACUAGUAGUAGACCAUAUGUUUAGGUAACUACUACAAAGUUGGUCUGCUGAUCUUAAUUGAAUUUUGAUGUUUCAGGUUCGAAACUUUUGAUGCUUGCAUUUUUUGGUGUAGUAAUCUUUGGUUGGAUGGCGAUUUGGUCCGUCGCUGUUUUUGCGGGUCCGUCCAGGAGUGUCUGAGGAGAAAAUCCAACUUGGGCUUUUGUCCGGUCGCCUGAUCCCUAUAUUGAAUGGACAUCGUUAAUGCUGCAUCAAGCUAAGGACACGUCGAAGUGGUGAAGCUUCUGCUCGAAGAGGGGGCCGAUUGGACGGCCGCGAGAACAAUGGAUUAAUGACGUUAGUAUCACCUUCCCUGCGUGCGUGGAUUAUGCCAUUUAUGUUUUCAGCUGCCGGCACGACAUUGCUUCCAGUCUCACAUGGCCUCUUGAACUUAAGUGUUGAGCCAUGCAAGGUUGAUUUGUGCACUUACCUGUUGGGCGGCUAAUUUUGCUUGAGCGGAAGCCUUGCGCGGGCAUUAACGACGCGGGGUUUUUUGCGGCGCAUUUUGCGCGUCGCGUCGAUCGCGAAGUUGCAAGUACGUCGGAAUUUGAUGCAGUAUGAGAGAAGGAAACUGGCCGUGUAUCGACAAAGAUAAGGUUUAGCUUUGAUAUAGAGUAAGGGUUAGGUCAUAAGGGUCAUUCCAUGUGCCCUUCAAGGUGUCACUCAGUACUAGCGAGGGUACUCGUUGCAAAUUCUCUAAGUGCUAGCACGGGUUAGUGGUCGAGGGAAUGCAAAAGGUGGAGGCGGAAGGAAUGUAGUGGGCCGAUGUCAUGCGUCUACCGUUAGUAACAAUUUUUAGUCUUCUGUCUCCACUGCUAGAUAAUAUGUUUAACAUGAGUUGUCUCCGGAAUUCUGGGGCUUGCAAACGAUUUCUGGCGGCUCCGAUAAAUCGGAAAGUUUAAUGUUCAGGGCGAGCUCUGUGUGUAAACAAGGCAAGCCUGCGAAUCUGUU
Messenger RNA from Pyricularia grisea, 1845 nucleotides. RefSeq lists its product as uncharacterized. The record is from RefSeq and is a predicted model, not a curated record. The transcript is spliced from 2 exons. Bases 436 to 882 code for a protein of 148 amino acids. Lineage: Eukaryota; Fungi; Ascomycota; Sordariomycetes; Magnaporthales; Pyriculariaceae.